UGAAUAUGCCAUUAUUGAUUCUGUCAUUUAUCUGUCAACGCCGAAUCAAAACACGCCGCUAAAAUAGCCAAAAAAGAAACUCUCGACAGCGUGUUUAUUUGUUUUCCUUUUAAUUAAGCAUUUAAUAAAUAACAACCACCAUGGCUGGUGUUCUCUUCGAAGAUAUUUUCAAUGUAAAAGACAUGGAUCCAGAGGGCAAGAAAUUCGAUCGUGUCAGUCGAUUGCACUGCGAAUCUGAAUCCUUCAAAAUGGACCUCAUUCUAGACAUAAACUCUUGGCUAUAUCCCAUGGAAUUGGGAGACAAAUUCCGUCUGGUUCUGGCCACAACCCUCAGAGAAGAUGGCUGUCCCGAUAGUGGUGAAUUUAAUCCACUCGAACAGGAUGGAACUCGUGCAGAUAGUUUCGAAUAUGUGAUGUUUGGUAAAAUCUACAGAAUUGAAGGUGAUGAGGCCCACAAUGAGGCGACAAGUCGUCUGUCGGCUUAUGUAUCCUUUGGUGGACUGCUGAUGAGACUGCAGGGAGAUGCAAAUAAUUUGCACGGAUUCGAAGUUGACCAACAAAUGUAUCUAUUGAUGAAGAAAAUUGCGUUUUGAAUUUUAUAUUUUUUUUUUAUUAAAGUGGUUUUCUAGUUAGUAAAAUGUA
Molecule: messenger RNA, 642 nt
Organism: Eupeodes corollae
Lineage: Eukaryota; Metazoa; Arthropoda; Insecta; Diptera; Syrphidae
Gene: Rpb8
Product: DNA-directed RNA polymerases I, II, and III subunit RPABC3
Exons: 2
Coding region: 141-593 (150 amino acids)
Biological process (GO): DNA-templated transcription
Cellular component (GO): RNA polymerase I complex; RNA polymerase II, core complex; RNA polymerase III complex
Molecular function (GO): DNA-directed RNA polymerase activity
Source: RefSeq, a predicted model, not a curated record